CUUCUGCACCAUUUGUAGUGUUGCGAAGGAUUAAUACAGGUCAUGAUAUUGCACCAAUGAAAAAGAUUUUGAAAAGAUCCACAAUUUGCUGCUGUCUCGGAUUAUAUACGGGAUCUCCGUGUUCUUACGCAUUUCGACCUCCUCCAAUCUCGGAAGAAAUUGGCUGCAGUCCUACCCUGGCAAUCUUUCUCAAAGAGGAUUGCCACUUUUUCGACCCAUUAGCACUGGCAAACGAUGACAAUUUCUCUCGAUUCCGGGAAAGUGAAUUGAAACAUGGACGAAUUGCUAUGUUGGCCGUGGUGGAAUCCAUUGUCACGCCUUUGCUACGGAAAUCAACUGACUGGGUGCCAAAGAAGUUGCCCGACAGCAUUUUGAAGAAGUUCCAGAUCCUCAACGCCGAGGACAUUGUAAGGGUUGUGGUGUUGUGUGGCAUACUCGAAACACUGGUUUUUGUCCAACGAGACCCCAGAGACAUGCCGGGGGAUUACGCUACUGGAUACUUCUUUGUUCGAGACAAGGCUCUGAACGAGCGCAAAUUGACGGUCGAGCUAGAAAAUGGUCGGCUUGCCAUGAUUGCUUUUGUAGGUCAAAUUGCGGCAGAGUUUGCAACCGAUCAAUUGAGCUGGGAAGAGCAGUGGCGCGGGAUCCUGAAAGGAUGGCUGGAUGCAGUCUGAAAAUUGCCCGGAAACCAUGGGUUGCGCGCGUCAUCCGUUUGCACCUGAGAUUGGCAUUUUGCCACUCUUUUUUCUUAAACC
Phaeodactylum tricornutum CCAP 1055/1 is the source of this 755-nucleotide messenger RNA. Its product is annotated as fucoxanhin chlorophyll binding protein related. Gene Ontology annotation, cellular component: membrane. The record is from RefSeq and is a predicted model, not a curated record. NCBI's taxonomy places the organism in Eukaryota, Bacillariophyta, Bacillariophyceae, Surirellales, Neidiaceae. Gene Ontology annotation, biological process: response to light stimulus; photosynthesis, light harvesting in photosystem I. The transcript has a single exon. Bases 57 to 674 code for a protein of 205 amino acids.